UCUGCUCGUCAAAUCGGACAGUCAGAUUCUAUUUUGCGAUCUAUUUUUUUGUAUUAUAAACCUUAUUUUUAACUUAAAUAUUAUAUUUUGUGUAGUCAAAUCGAUACCCAACAAAGUUUAUUAUCCGUAGCGUUAAGUACACUCAGUGAACGUAGCAUUAAUGAUAAAUAAUGUGAUUAUUAUUUAUGUUUGUGUAUAAUUAAAAGAAUUAUCUGAUUUCAAUAUAACGAAUAACAUAUUUAACUAUGGGUGCCGAAAAUAAUAUAAUAAGUCUCACAUUUGUAUAUCUGCUUGCUCAAAAUUUCAGAAGAUCUAAACAGUAACUACAAAAUUUAAAUUAUAGUAAUUUUUCAAUAAUAUUUCGUUAAAAUGGAUAUUUCAAGUGUAUGUAGAAUAUGUUUGGUAAAUAAUGUACGAAUGCACGCGUUAGACAAUGAGCAACUACAGGAAACAUAUGAAAGACUUACCAAUAUACCGUUUGACACGAAAGGACGAUCACGACUCGCCUGUUGCUUCUGCUUUGCACAUCUGAAGAAAUGCUAUCAGUUUAAACUAAAAUGUCUGCGUUCUGAGGAGACACUUUUGAACUCUAUUAAUAUAGACUUUGAGAUUAAUACAAGCAAUGACAAACAAACAUUCAGCCUAACACCAAUACAACAUAUAGAUAUUACAGAUUCAAGCAAAGAGGAUUCAUUAAAAGAUUAUUCUGAAUUAAAGAGUGAAAAACAUGAUUUAAUUUAUACAAAUGGUGUUACAUUAAAAGAAGAAUGUGAUGAUGAAAUCACCAUAGAAGAUCCCAUUAUAUCAGACACAGAAAAUGUCAAACAGAGUGAUUCAGAAGAUGAUAUACCUCUCACGAAAUUCAAGAGUGAGGCAGAACAGACUAAGAAGAAGAGAGUUAGAGGCAGAAAAGAGAAGAAGAAUAAAGAAGACAACGAGACAACAACACCAGUUAUUCUACUUACCAAGGACCAACAGCGGGCCAACCUCCUCGCUAAGGCCAAAUCUGUGAACUAUACAUUGUCUCCGUACAAAUGCGAGCAGUGUUAUAAAGGCUUCGUCGAUGUAAGGGCGUAUGACAAUCAUAAGAUGAAGCAUGAUGUGCGCAGCGGCCCCUAUGCAUGCGACAUAUGCGGGCUGCGCUACCGCACGCCGCGCCAUCUGCGCACGCAUACCAUCAACGCGCACGCACGCAUGUACAAGUGCGACAAGUGCGGGCAUGUCGCUCAUACUGCGAACCAAGCAAAAGUUCAUGAGAAAUGGCACAACGGGCACACAUAUGAAUGUCAGCUGUGCAGCCAUAAGUUUAGGAAACCAACCUCAUAUUUCUCUCACAUGAGGAAACAUCAUCCCACUGAACACAUAUGUAACUUUUGCGGGGAAAACUUUGUGGGGAAACACGGACUUCUCAUGCACAAGAGUAAAACACAUCGGGAUGAGAAAGUUGAAAACUCGAAAACGGCAGAGUAUGAGAAAUACUGCAGUGACUGUAAUAUACAAUUUUAUUCACAAGAAGCUUGGAACAGACAUAUUUUGAGUUCUAUCAAUCAUAAACUGAAAAGUGAAAAUAAUACGCAAUGCAUGAUAUGCAAUUGGCGUUAUACAGGGAAUGUUACUCUGGCAACACAUAUGGCUGAACACGAGCGGAGUCUGCGUCAGACGAGACGACCGACCCUCGUAGAUAAGCAUUUGAGAUGUCAGCAGUGCGGUGCUAACUUCGCAGUGAGAUCAAAACUGCAAGCUCAUAUAAAUAGAACGCACCUCGGACUGAAAUAUAAUAAAAAUAUCGUUUGUGAAGUCUGUGGUAAGAAAUGUACGUCAAACGCAAGCCUAAAAUAUCACCAGCGCACUCACACCGGUGAGAAACCGUAUUCCUGUCUCACUUGCUCCAAGCACUUCUCCGAUAGCAACCAGCUGAAGAUCCACACUCGGAUACACACGGGGGAGAAGCCCUAUGUGUGUGCAGCCUGUGGGAAGAGGUUCUGUCAGAAACCGGCGCUGAAUAGGCAUUAUAGGGUUCACACUGGUGCUAAACCGUAUACUUGCCAAUACUGUUCAAGAGCUUUCAGUCAAUCGAACUCGUUAAAACUGCACGUCAGGACCGUGCAUCUGAAACAGCCGGCAAACAGCCGCAAGAAAACGCAAGUUGUUGUCGACAAGAAUAUUGAGAAAAGUACUCAGGAUGUGCUAACUGUGUAAAUCUAUACUAAUAUUAUAAAGAGGAAAGAUUUGUAUGUAUGUUUGUAAUGAAUAAACUCAAAAACUACUGGA
This is a messenger RNA of Trichoplusia ni (cabbage looper), 2271 nucleotides long. Its product is annotated as zinc finger protein 2 homolog. Gene Ontology annotation, biological process: regulation of transcription by RNA polymerase II. Lineage: Eukaryota; Metazoa; Arthropoda; Insecta; Lepidoptera; Noctuidae. The transcript has 13 exons. The coding region runs from base 370 to 2199 and encodes 609 amino acids. Gene Ontology annotation, molecular function: RNA polymerase II cis-regulatory region sequence-specific DNA binding; DNA-binding transcription factor activity, RNA polymerase II-specific; zinc ion binding. Gene Ontology annotation, cellular component: nucleus. The record is from RefSeq and is a predicted model, not a curated record.